This is a messenger RNA of Halteromyces radiatus, 753 nucleotides long. RefSeq lists its product as uncharacterized. Lineage: Eukaryota; Fungi; Mucoromycota; Mucoromycetes; Mucorales; Cunninghamellaceae. The coding region runs from base 252 to 695 and encodes 147 amino acids. The record is from RefSeq and is a predicted model, not a curated record. The transcript is spliced from 2 exons.
UUUUUUUUUGUUAGACAAAAUAUGCUUUUACGCCAUGUAUCCAUCAUUAGACCAACAUGUUCGACCAAAUCACUUUAUCAACCGUGUUUCUAUUGGCGACGACGAAAUAAGAUCACUUUAGUUCACCAAGAUUUCCCUGUUGACACAACCUCCAUCAAACGUCCAGUGCCUAUUGUACUUGUUCAAAGUAGUCAAGAUACUGACAGGACGUAAAAAAAAAAAAAAUAGUCUUUCUUUUUCUAAUAUAUAUAAUGAUUUGUAGAUGGCCUUCACGAUGGCAAAAAAUACUCAUUAAUAAAGGAUAUCGCUCAAGUUGGAUUCAUUUACACAAAUGUAAAAGUCAAGCACUGGAUAUAUGGUAUAAAGACAUGACACAAGCUAUGCAGGAACAUUCGUAUUUCCCACCCGUAUUAAUUGGUCAUGGCUUGGAAGCUUGGAGAGCAUGUCAAAAAUACGUUAGUAACAAACCAGUCUCUGGCCUUGUAUUGAUUCAUCGAGCAGGUGAAGAUAAAGUAGCAGAUGAUAUUCCAUGUUUCACAUUUGAACCUCAUUUCCCAUUAUUGGUGGUGGCACCUUUGAAUAAAAUCCCUUUAUUUUUACAGGAACAAGUGGAUCAUGUGCUGACGGAUUCUCCUGGUGGACACGAUCUAUUAUUACAACAUACUUUGGAUUGGAUGAAUGAUGUCAAUAUGUAGUAUAGUUUCUUGUGUAUACCUUUUUGUAUCAUAUAAUAAAUCAAUAAAAAAAAAAAAG